GUGUUGUGUGUGUGUGUGUGUGUGUAUGUGUGUGUGUAUGUGUGUGUGAUGUAUGGUGGGAGGGAUGAGAGGAGUGGUAGUCGCGGGCGUGGUGAGGGCGUGGAUGACGCACAUUGGGCGGGGCUGGUAGACAUGGUUUGGUCAGGUAUAUAAGAGACCAGCUGGACCAGCAUCUCUCAUUGUCCAGCUCACUCACCUGUCCACUCAACAUGAAGGUUCUGGUUUUGUUCGCCCUCGUGGCUGUCGCCGCCGCUAGGCCUCAGACUAUCGCCUUGCCAGCUCCAUUGGUAACGCUGAAGACUGUUUCCGGCUCACCAAGCGAGCACUACACUGCUUCUUACUCCAAUCUUGGAGUCAUCCCAUACCCAUUUGGCGGCCUUCCCUACACCUACAGCGCAUUUCCAUACAAUCCUUUCCUGGUGCCUGUCAAACCUACUGAAGAGAAGCGCGAGAAACGCUCUGCUGACGCUGAGCCAGAAGCUGAUCCCCAGGUGCUUCUCUACCACUCGCAAUUCGCUCCUGGCGCCUUUCCCUACACCGCCGCUCCUGGCGCCUUUCCCUACACCGCCUAUAGCGCCCCAUACACGUAUACUGUCCCAGCUGCGAGCUCUAAGUUUACUGUGCCCCUUGUUACUCAGGCCAGCAUCCCCAGCGUGUAUUCAACCAUCAGUCCAUACUCUGGCAUAUAUCACUCCGCUGCUAAGCUUACCCUUCCCUACAUCACUCCUUACACCGGACUCUACCCACAUCUCUCACCUCUUGUGGUAAAUCCCCAGAUAAAGUUAGAGAAGAAAGACUAAAGACUCAAAUGGCGAAUUUGAGAGCUACUGGAUAACGACGCUUCUCCGUUGUUAGUUGGCUGAUAUUGAGACACACUCCACGUCAACACAUGUCUUAAUUUAGAGAGCAAAAGCUUCGAAGCAGCGUCGAACCUCAAAUAUUCCAACUGUAGUUUAGUUUAACCAAGUAAAAGUCAAAGAGAAGAAUGCAGACAAAAAUUUAUCAAUUCCAGCAGCCAAUAUUAAGCCUGACAGAACUGAUCACAUGCAGACGAUGUCUACUUAUUGUUUAUUGACCAAUCACUCUUUUCUUGUUCUUGUCAUUUUUUUUUCAAAUUAUUGCAAAAAUAAAUACAUAAUU
Molecule: messenger RNA, 1140 nt
Organism: Cherax quadricarinatus
Lineage: Eukaryota; Metazoa; Arthropoda; Malacostraca; Decapoda; Parastacidae
Source: RefSeq, a predicted model, not a curated record